UAUUGCCCUUCAAGCAAUCUAGAACAGACUGACAGUGCAAGGAAAGUGUUUCUUGAGUAUCACAAUGCUGUUCGUCGAGAAGUGUCACUUGGAAACCGUAUGUACUUCCUUACGGGAAGGUACAGGCGAGCUUAUCUUGGACCGGCGGAAAACAUGUAUCAAUUGACAUGGAACUGUAGUCUAGAACAAAAGGCACAAGAUCAAAUCUCGUCGUGCAUUCACGGAAAGCUGACUGAUCAUGCUCACAAUUUUUUGAAGUGA
Messenger RNA from Cooperia oncophora, 261 nucleotides. The record is from the annotation of a GenBank genome assembly. NCBI's taxonomy places the organism in Eukaryota, Metazoa, Nematoda, Chromadorea, Rhabditida, Trichostrongylidae.